AUGACGCUGACAAAAACCGCGUUGCGGCGGGUUGAGAUACGGGUGCGGACGCUACUGUCGGCCCUCGUGUUGCUGCAGCUGCUCCCGUUCGUCAUCGUGGGCUACACGCAGGCCAAAACGCAACCGCCCAAGAGCUCGUGCGAUAAAACGCGACGCGUCUAUACCCAGCCGUACGGUGAGAUCAGCGAUGGUCCAUCCGGUUCCAACUACACGCAGGACUCACACUGCGAGUGGUUAAUCCGGGCGCAGAACGACAGCCAGUACGUGACGCUGCAGUUCCGCAGUAUGGGCACGGAAUGUUCGUACGAUUACAUCUUCAUCUACGACGGGGACUCGUUCCGGUCACCCCUGCUCGGUAGCUUCAGUGGUAACACUGCCCCCCAGCAGGUGGUCGCCAGUUCCGGUAGCAUGCUGAUCCUUUUGUACAGUGACACCAACUACGUGCUGGAAGGAUUUCGGGCGGAAUUUUCCAUCACAAACUGUCGCAAUAAUUGCACCGACCAUGGCCAGUGCGUGGAUCAUGUGUGCCAGUGCGACAACGGGUGGGUUGGAAGUGACUGCGGCACCGAGGCCUGCCCGAACGCGUGCGGAAGCGUUACGGGUGGUGUCUGUAUCAAGGAUCGGUGUCGCUGUGCGAAGAACUACGCAGGCCAAUCGUGUAGCCUUCGGUUGGACGAACCGCCUCCGAAGCGGUGGCACUGGCUUUCGGGGACCCGCAAUGGCCUCCCUCCGCGGGCGGCCCACUCGGCCGUCUACCACGAGCGCUCCGAUGCGCUGUACGUGUUCGGAGGCUACAAUCUCAACGAGGUGCUGGACAGUUUGUGUGUGUUCCGGUUCGAAGCGAACCAGUGGGAGGACGAGUGGGGUGUUCGGUUAGACCUCAGCAACAGCGGGCCGCUCGGUGCGGACGACGAGGAGCGGCUACGUCGGGCGCUGAUACUGGAGGAAGAAUCGGAACGGCUUGGGCUGAGCGGGAAGGAACCAAACUUCCUGACCAGCGUCCUGUACACGCUGGCCGACAAUCGGAGCGGUCUGUUUAGUGAAGCGUUCGUGAACGGAUCGCGACCGGCGGGUCGGUAUGGCCACGCGGCGGCACCCGUCCCCGAUGGGUUCGUCAUUUUCGGUGGCAAACUUGCGAGCGGCAUGCUGGCGAACGAUCUGUGGCUUUAUAAUGUGUCCCACGCGGGGGGCACGUGGUCGGAGCGGGCACUGCAGUCAUCCGUUCGACCACCGGCCCUUACCCGACACACACUCACGCUGGCCGGUGACUUUCUGUACGUGUUCGGAGGAGCGAUGGAAGAUGGUGACUUUUCAUCGCGGCUCUACCGAAUCCGCGUGUCCGGGAGCGACGAGUGGGAAGAGGUGAUCCCGCGUGGGGGCAAAUCGCUCGACGUGCGUAUGGUGGCCCAUACGACGGCCUAUCAGCGGUCCACCCAUUCGCUCAUCGUGUACGGUGGCAUGCUCGCGAAUGUGGCCCGCUUUUCGCGGCUCUCCGACCGGAUGUUUGCGUUUCAGCUGGACCACCGACACUGGGCGGAACUGCUGUACCCGCGGACGGCCCUGCACGAUGGGUAUGCGCCGCGGGAGCGUGCCUUCCACACGACCACCGUCGUCGGCAACUAUCUGCUCGUGUUUGGCGGAUACUCGCACAAGCACAACAAGGAGGAGAUCUGUUACGACAAUCAGAUGUAUCUGUACCAUCUCGGGUGCCACAGCUGGAUCAACCCGGAGGUGCUGGGAGCCAGCGGGCGCUUUCGGUACCCGAAACGGCAGGGUGUAUUCGCGCACGGAGCUGCCGUUCGUCACGGUCACACGCUCCUCGUGGUCGGCGGUUACCAUGGCAACGUGAACGGUGAUCUGCUCGCGUUUACGCUGCCCGGCAUGUUGGUGAUCCCGGCGGACGGGAGUGAACCGUUUGCACCGGAAGCGGCCUGCCCGCGCCAUACGUCCUUCAACGAGUGUCUGGCCGAUCUCGAGUGUGGCUGGUGUUCGGCGGACAGCGUGUGCUACGGGCGAACGAUCGGCGCAAACUGUACGACGAACCUGCAGACGACGCGCUGCAAGGGAAUCUGCUCGGUACUCGGUGACUGCCAUUCGUGUCUCGUGCACGGCACCUCGACAAGCCCUGCUCGGCAGCACUCGAUCGCACACAAGCUGGGGUUGGAUCGGUGCACGUGGUGCGUGCAGAAUGCCCGGUGCCACCACAAGGACGAUAGCUACGGUGUGUGCGGAGAGGACACGCCGUCCCAGAAGCCGGGCUGGUGGGGCGCCAAGGGUACGGAGGUGGUACAACCGAGUGAGUGUACCGCGCAGGAUCGACGGCCGGGGCUGACGUUCCUUAAGUACCUGCACCCGGUGAACCUGUCGAUGCCAGACUCGGUGAUGAUCGUGAACGCGACGAUGGCGGACUUUAUUUCACCGCCAUCCAACACCCCAACGGAGCAGCUGCUCGGUGGCCAGGUUGUAGCCCGGUUGCUCGGUUUCAUCCGCUUCCCGGCGCACACCGAGCGCUCCCCGAGUGCGAUGCUGCAAGCGUGCGCCAGUCACGCCAACGUGACGCUCCAAACGGUCCCAAUUCCGUUGCGGCUAGCGGACGGCACCAGUGCGCCCCUUUGGGGCGGCAUGAUGAGCACCAACUUCUCCACCAACGAUACCACCUGCCAGUCCAUCAAGUGGACCGAUCAGGCCAACAUUCUCGUCGACUUCCGGGCUCAGCGCAACCGGGCCGGAUACUACGUGUCGCCGCACCAUCCGCACUACUCGGAGCUCUCGCAGAUGAGCCUGGGCCACCUGGGGGCGGUCGGUGGUGGUGGCAUCCCGCAAGCGUUCACCUUCGAGUUCCUGGAACCCUACUCGAAUGGUUCUUCGUGCGCCGCUUACGGCAACUGCCUCGAGUGUCUGGCCGACUCGUCCUGCGGUUGGUGCGAGCUCUCGGAUCGCUGUUUGUCGCGUGAUACGAACGAACGGGCCAGCUGCCGGCGGGAGACCGAUUGGCGGUAUCUGACCAUUCAACCGGCGCACUGCUCGAACUGCUCGAAUUUCAUCUCCUGCGAGCAGUGCACCGAAUCGCGCCACUGCGAAUGGUGGACCGAUGAUGCGACGUGCUCGCGGCGGGGUCGCUCUUCGGCGGCCGUUCGCACCGUUGGCCAGUGUCCUACGCCGUGCUAUCUGCGCACCGACUGUGGGGCGUGUCUUAACGAUCGUGGCCGGUGUGUUUGGUGCGAAGCGACGGCCCAGUGUUUCAGCUUUUCCGUCUACACCAGCGAGUACCAGUUUGGGAUGUGCCGCGAAUGGUUGGAUCAAAGCCUGCCACCAAUCGGACCACCACCACCACCGGUUUCGUCGUCCAUGGCAACGCUGCCCGCAGUAGGCCUUGGGCAGCAGUGCAAAUCGUGCGAAAGCCUUUCGACCUGCGCCUACUGUUUGCGAUCGCUCGGCUGCGGUUGGUGCUACGACGAGGACAAUCCGAUCAACGGGGUGUGUAUGCGCGGGGACUUUGGCCAACCGGCUCGCGGGGAUUGUGGGGAGGCACUGCAGAACACGACGGGACGUGAGGCGGCCUGGGCGUACGCACAGUGCCCGGAUGUGGACGAGUGUGAGCUCGGACUACACGAUUGCCACGAGCAGGCGGCCUGCAGUAACACGCACGGUUCGUUCAACUGCAAGUGCCGGAAGGGAUUCUUCGGCGACGGCGUGCGCUACUGUCGCCAGACGUGCUACGAAACGUGCAUCCACGGCCACUGCUCCGGGGCACCCGAUUACCGGUGCGUCUGCGAUCUCGGCUGGACCGGGGUGGAUUGCAGCGUAAACUGCGAGUGUAACAACCAUUCGACCUGCACGCAGGGAGUGGGCCGGUGCGACCGGUGCAUGAACUGGACGGAGGGUGAAGCGUGUCAGCGGUGCAGUGCCGGAAGUUUCGGGAACGCUACGACCGCAGCCGGGUGCCGGCGGUGCGAUUGUAACGGCCAUGGGAACGUGGCACUUGGGGUUUGUGACGCGCAGACGGGUGAAUGCUACUGCCAGGACUACACCGAGGGUCUGAGGUGCGAGAUGUGCAAUCGGAACUUUUACGGCGAACCAAAGGACGGGGGGCAGUGCUACCACGAGUGUGCAUCGCGCGGUGUCCUGACGCAGGUCGGGACGCAGGGCCUCGGUUCGUACCAGUCGAGCCGGAGCGUGAGCGGUCAGGAGACGCGCGAGUGCCUGUGGAUCGUAAGCCCGGCGGCACGGCACGGAGCCGAGCUGCGGAGCGCCAUCAUCCAGAUCGAGAUCGAGGCGGACCGGAUGAACGUGACGUGUGGAGAGAACGCCGUGUACGUGUACGAUGGCCUACCCGAUCUGACCGGGGUGGCGCAGCAAAAGCAGCUGCUGGCGGUGUUCUGCAGCGAGCAACGUGGCUCCUGGAUCACGGAGGCCCGCUCGGGCCAUCUGACGGUGCACUACAAACAUGGACGGCGGGGACAAGGCUUCAAUGCGAUCUACUCCGUGAUGAGCUGCUCGACGGCGAGUUGCCAUCGACCGCACGUCUGCGGGGACGAUAAUCGGUGCGGGUGCCCGAAGGGCUUCACGGGGCCCCGCUGUACGAUGCGGAUCUGUCCGUCGGACUGCAACGAGGAAAGCCGCCGGGGUGUGUGCGAUCACGCGUACGGUCGGUGUAUCUGCGGGGCCGGUUUUGGAGGGGACGAUUGCUCGCUGACGGUCAAACCGGGUGCGGUGGUGUUUACGGAGCUCUUCAACUCGCACCUGGUGUCGGAGAGUUUCGAGCAUUUGCGCAAAACGUUGCCCCGCUUCGGACACUCGCUGGUGGCCGAUCGGCGCGGGUCGCUGUGGAUGUUCGGAGGUUAUUCACUGUCGCACGGGCCACUUAACGAUAUCCGGCAGUUUGACACGAAGAACAACACCUGGAUGCAGGUGACGGUCGACUCGAGCCCGGAGGAUCGGAUGCCGCAGGGCCGGUAUUACCAUGCGGCGGAGAUCGUUAGUUCGCGCCAGUCGAUCUUCAUCUACGGUGGGUUGUCGCGCAACGGAACACUCGACGAUCUGUGGCAGUUUGGGCUGCAGACGCAGCGGUGGAGCUUGGUCGGGCAGAACGGUACCCGGCCGCCGGCCCUCGCCGGACACACGCUCAAUCUGGUGCGGGACGGUGAAGGUGGUGGCGAGCAGUUGCUGCUGAUCGGAGGCUUUUCGAUCGACCGGGGCCUGCAGAACCGAGUGUGGAUGUAUGGGCUCACCGCCGGUAGCUGGUCGGUGGUGGGAACGUUCGCAUCCGGCCGCACCCCUGGCGGGUUGUACGGACACACGACGGUUUAUCAUGCGGCGAGUCAAGCGGUUUACGUUUACGGAGGUGUCCGCACCGUGGACGGCCAAUCGGCCGUUUCGAGUCGACUGUUUGCUUUCAGCGUCCCCGAUCGCAGCUGGACCGAGUUGCCACCGUUCGUGUAUCACGGUGGAGAGUACGUUCCGGCACCGCGCUACCUUCACUCGGCGGUGGCCACCGAGAACUAUAUGGUACUGUUCGGGGGGCGAUCGAACGCCUCGAGCCACGACGACGAUGAGGUGCUGGUGGCGUACGUUUACCGCUGCAAUCAGUGGAUCCGGCUGUCGAAGGACGCCCAGAAGGUGGGCACCGUGUACGGGGUCACGUACGCGCAAGCGAUGGCACAGGACGUGGAGAGUGGCGCGAUCUACGUGGUGGCCGGGUGGGACGGGAGCAACCAUUGUCGCGUGACACGGAUCAACCUGCCGGACGACAUGUGUGACCUGUGGAGCGGUUCCAAGUACUUCUGCCGCCAGUACGCCGGCUGCAGCUUCUGCUCGGUCAAGUCGGCCGCCCCGGAGGACAACCUGUCGCACUGCUACUCGGUCGCACACGGGACGCCCCUCUGCGAGGGCUACAACGGGACGAUCUCGUUCAACAGCGGGACGGCGUGCGAUGGCGAGUGGAUCGGUCGGAGGACCUGCGGUGCGUUCAAAUCGUGCACCACGUGUCUGGCCAGUUAUCCUUGGCACGGAGAGAAGGGGUCACCCUGCAAGUGGUGCGCAGAUUGUCCGCCGAAGGGUGUCUGCAUUCCGCGGGCGGCCGAUUGCGGUUCGCAGAAGCUGUGCUCGCCGCCUGCUCCCGGGAGUAACCGGAGCGCGGGUGCUGAAUCGCUGGACCAGUGCCGGCCCGGAGGCCGCUGUGUGGCGGGUGAUUGCGAGAGCUGCCGCUCGCUGCCGGGUUGCAGCUGGGAGCACGACGGGCACCAGUUUCGGUGUCGACCCGGCGAGGACACCGGCGACGAGGAGGAGGGCGAUGGCCAAUCCAAUCUGAGGGCCAACAACGGGACGGCGUGCCCGGUGCGGUGCAGUGCGUACCGGAACUGUAGCUCCUGCGUGCGCCACGUCCAUCCGACCGUCGGUGGGACAUACCGGGAGGAAGAGUGCCUGUGGUCGACGCAGCUGAACGAGUGCAUUUCGCCGACCUUUCAACCCCUGUACUGCUCCGGCGGUAUCUGCGGGUUGGUGGUGCAACCGAAUGACCCGCAAGCCUGCCCGGAACCGUGCUCGAGUUUCACGCAGUGCUCCGCCUGCUUGCGCCACGCGUACUGUGGGUGGUGCUCAAGGAACGACACCGAGGGCGAGGGCGUAUGCACCGAGGGGUCCGUCGAGGGACCCGCCAACCAUGCGGCCGGCUCGACGUGCGGUGCGAUCUACCAAACGCGCAGCAAAGCACCGACCAAUGCGACGGAACGGUUCGGGUGGAACUACUACAAAUGUCCGCCGGAGAACGAGUGCGCCAACGGGCACCACAACUGCGACGCGGAAUCGGAACGGUGCGUCGACUACGUGCAGGGGUAUGAGUGCAAGUGUGCCCCGGGGUACGCGAACUCGGGAGCGACCGCAAGCGCCCCCGGUACGACGGUUGGCCCCGAUUGCGUUCCCGUGUGCAGUCAGGGGUGUGUGCGGGGGGCGUGCGUGAAGCCGAACGUGUGCAAGUGUGAGUUCGGAUACGUCGGGGCCAACUGCAGCAUCCAGUGCCAGUGCAAUGGGCACGCGAACUGUGUCGGACCGGAUCAGCUGGAUCGGUGUCUGCGGUGCCACAACAACACGAUGGGACCGCAGUGCGACAAGUGUCUGCCGCUGUACGUCGGGGAUCCGCGGAACGGGGGCGACUGUGUGCCGUGCCUGGAGUACUGCCACGGCCAGACGGAGGUGUGUAUGGCCCGAGACCAGGAUCCGGCGGCGGGAUUGCGGAAUGGUUCACGGCGAUCGCUCGACGCCGGACCACUGUCGGAUGCGGUUUGCCUGGCGUGCGGUAACAACACCGACGGUGAUCGGUGUGAAACGUGCGUCCCGGGUUACUUCCGGCGGUCGGCUACGGUGGCGGGGAAACCGUGUUGGCCGUGCGAGUGCAACGGACACGGUGAUAUGUGCGAUCCGAUCACGGGCGAGAAGUGCAACUGUGGGAACAACACCGAGAGCGAUAAUACGUGCUCGUCGAAGGGUAAGAACCAUGCGUACAACUGCUGGUCGCUUCAGUGCACCAAGUGCAAGGAAUCGUAUUCGGGCCAUCCGUACAAUGGUCACCAGUGUUACAAGCACAUCACCGUCGAGUCGCGGAUGUGUUUCGACGCCAAAACGAUCGAUGAGUGCAAGAUAAAGCCACAGCCACUGAAGCCGGGUCAGACGGUGUUCUUCGUGAUACAACCCCGCUACAUGAACGUGGACAUACGGUUCAUCGUGGACGUGACGCAGGGCGGGCUGGAUUUCUACAUGAGCCCGACGCACGAGUCGUUCAUCGUGCAAACGAACGGCUCCACUGGCCACCAUGACAUUCUGCUCGACAGCAGCUACGUGUGGUUCCACGAUUUGCUCGAUCCGGCGCCGGCCGACGAACUGUACCCGCUAAACAUCCAGCCCUCGGGAGGGCAACCGCUGACCAGCGAGAAGAACACACCCGUCUGCGGGGGCACCCAGAACGAGGGCUUCUACGUGACCGAUCGGACGGCCAAGGACCUGAUCACCUACGUGACGCUGCGCCAGUGCAAGUCCUUGUUGCGCGUGUUCGGUCUGAAGAAUCGGCUCGUCGUCACGUUGCCUCACACGGUGCACGCCCUCGGGCAGACCAAGUUCUACAUCGCGCUCCGGGCGCGCCCCGGCCCAUCGGCCAGCUACGGGCUGGUGUUCUUCCGCCAGGAUCAACUGCACAUCCAUCUGUUUGUGUUCUUUUCCGUGUUUUUCUCGUGCUUCUUCCUGUUUCUGGCCAUCUGCGUGCUGGCGUGGAAAGCGAAACAGGCGGCCGAUAUGCGGCGGGCCCGCCGGCGGCACGUCGUCGAGAUGCUGCACAUGGCCAAGCGUCCCUUCGGGCGGGUGAAUCUUUCGCUCGACACGCCCGAUGUCAACGCACUGCCCACGCCGGCCCCGCAACGGCGGCGCACCCGUGGGCUGAAACAUUCCAGCUCGAGCUCGAGUGCCAGUGCACUGCAGCACCAGCUGUUGCUCCAUCAGCUGCAGAACCCGCUCCACCAGCCGGAUGUGGCACCGAUCGCGCUGGAACCGACGGCCGACAACUAUGCCGCCGUCGGGACCGUCUUCGUGCGGUUGCCGGGCAAACAGAAAUCACAGAUCACUCUCUCUCUUUCCUCCGCUCUGCCUUCCUUGGUCCGUGUCUUGGCGUGA
Messenger RNA from Anopheles cruzii, 8658 nucleotides. It is a transcript of the gene Megf8, whose product is annotated as multiple epidermal growth factor-like domains protein 8. Bases 1 to 8658 code for a protein of 2885 amino acids. Gene Ontology annotation, cellular component: Golgi apparatus. Lineage: Eukaryota; Metazoa; Arthropoda; Insecta; Diptera; Culicidae. Gene Ontology annotation, molecular function: protein binding; calcium ion binding. The record is from RefSeq and is a predicted model, not a curated record. The transcript has 6 exons.